AAAAUCAGGCGCGCUGGCCGGAGCGUGAAGUGAACGGCGAAGGACGGAAAGAGUUCGCUUCCCGCCAUAAUUUUCCGAAGCUGAAAGACGAGAAUCUGAAAUCGGGCGGAGGGGAAAUGGGGCGAGCUCCGAAGAGCGCCGGGCCGAACCCUAGCGACGGCAACCCGGAGGCGGCGGAGCGGCGGAGGCUGAAGAGGCUCGCCCUCGCGAGGGGGGCGCUGUCGGAGGCUCCGGCGAGAUGCGGCGCCCCGCUGGGCCCUUCCAAGACGGCGCUGAAGCACCACGGCAAGGACAUCGUCAAGAGGUCCCAGCGGAAGAACCGCUUCCUCUUCUCGUUCCCUGGCCUCCUCGCCCCGAUCGGCGGCGGAAAGGUCGGGGAGCUCAAGGACCUGGGCACCAAGAACCCCGUCCUCUACCUCGACUUCCCUCAGGGACAGAUGAAGUUGUUCGGGACAGUUGUAUUUCCAGAAAACAGGUAUCUGACAUUGCAGUUCUCUAAAGGCGGGAAGAAUGUUAUGUGCGAGGAUUACUUUGAUAACAUGAUUGUAUUUUCGGAUGCCUGGUGGAUUGGGAAAAAGGAUGAGAACCCCGAGGAAGCGCGUUUGGAGUUUCCUGAGGAGUUGAUUGAGGGCCAACAUCUAGAACAUGACUUUCAAGGUGGGGCAGGUGGAAGCAUUGCAGAUAAGCUACCGCGUAAUAGAACAGCAAAGAAAAUUGCGGAAGACCCCCAGACUCCUAGAUCUCCACCUGAAGAUGAUGCAUCAAAUGAUGACAAUGAGUUGAAAGAACCAAUGGAAGUGACACCGAUUCGCCAUUCAGAGAGAAACAUGGGAAAAAAGUUAAGAUAUAUGGAGAUUUCUUCUGGAGAUGAUUCUAUUGGAAGUGAUUUGGGUGUGGCUGAUGCAGAAGAAGAAAAGAUUCCAGGUUCCUUAUUAGCACAAUCUAACAUUUACCAUCGAGAUUCUGUAGAAAUGAUGGAACAAAGUGAAGACUGUUCUGUAUUAGCAACUAAGUCUAAGAAACAGUCUGUUACUUCAACCACGUCAAAGGGAACGUCUCAUGCUAGUCAUGGUUCACUUGUUCAGGCGACCAUCUCUACAUUGUUUAAGAAAGUGGAGAAAAAGAAUGGACCAGAAAAGCAGGAGAAAUCUCGAUCAGUUACAGUUUCUGGGAAGAAAUCAAGGAAGACUGAAUCAAAGAGGAAAUUUGAUCAGUCUCAGGAGGGAUGGAUAAAAAAGAGAAAAGUGACAAGAGGAAAAGAAAUCAGUGUGCAAGAGAUCCAGGCAAAAAAUGAAGAUUUCGAGGUUGAAGAGGACCCCAUUGAAGAGUCAUCAAGCGCAUCACAGGACGCUGAAGGAAGUGAUGCAGAGUGGACUGCUUGAGAUCCUAAAGUGACUACACUUUGUUGCCCAAGGCAUGCUUAUUCGAAAACAUUCAGGCGCGUCCCUUGAUUCCUCUCGGAUGUCUAUCUUCCACAGUAUCCCACACAGCCAAAGCAUCGCUGCAUUAGCCAUAAUAGCCAUAACCAUAGAGUUUCUUUUCUUCCAUCUUUUGCUUUUUUCCUAUAAACCAGAUUCUUUUCCUCCAACUUGGGAAAGGUCGUCUGAUAGAACUAGCGACCAAUUUUUUUUUAUUAUUGUUAAAGCAUAAUUAUUUACUAUGUAAAUCAUAUACGCAAGCUGUACACUUCUAUGACCGGAACACUUUUACGGUACAUCGAUAUUGUUUAUUAUCAAA
Syzygium oleosum is the source of this 1737-nucleotide messenger RNA. Its product is annotated as DNA-binding protein RHL1. The transcript is spliced from 12 exons. Bases 117 to 1382 code for a protein of 421 amino acids. Gene Ontology annotation, molecular function: DNA binding. Gene Ontology annotation, biological process: DNA endoreduplication. The record is from RefSeq and is a predicted model, not a curated record. Lineage: Eukaryota; Viridiplantae; Streptophyta; Magnoliopsida; Myrtales; Myrtaceae.